Molecule: messenger RNA, 1088 nt
Organism: Asterias rubens (European starfish)
Lineage: Eukaryota; Metazoa; Echinodermata; Asteroidea; Forcipulatida; Asteriidae
Product: von Hippel-Lindau disease tumor suppressor-like
Exons: 2
Coding region: 527-1018 (163 amino acids)
Source: RefSeq, a predicted model, not a curated record
GGUAAAUUAGAUACUAUAUUAUUUUAUUUCGAAUGAAAAAGUGGUGGCGCCAUACGGAAACUUUUCCAGACUAAGUCUCCUAUUCCUAAGACCGAGUGCGACUGACAGUGGUAUCAUCUCGCAAAAUGUAUUGACACUGACAGGGGCGUGAAAUUGGGGAAUGUGUCACAUUCUGUCAAUGUCAGUUGUCACUGUGUGUGUGUGUCACAUUACAAUUCCUAAUUUUUAAGUUAAACCCCUGUGGAGAAAGGAAUGGUGAGGUUCGAUGUGAACUUUUUGUUUUCCAGUUUAAUGUCAGUAAUUUUGUUAAUCCAAGAUACAUUUUUCAAUGCAAAACAGAUUUGAAGCAGAAGGCAUGACGAUUCUGUCCUUAAAUCUCAGCUGGAACAUCUUUAAAUUUAACAGCAAGAUGUUAACAUCCUGCAGUCAGUAAGUAAUGAACAACAACAGCAGAGAAGCAAAAUAGAAACUGCUAAUAAUUAAUAAACCCACAUCAGCAUCUGUCCUGACAUCGUCACCCGAAAUCAUGCAGGAACUUCCCAGUCAUGGUCAUCAGAGACCAGAGGAGAACAAACUCAAAUCCACGGCAGCUCCAACCCUUCCUGCCGGAGCAAUUUUUAGAAACCGCACUCCACGUUUAAUCAACCUAUUGUGGUUGGACUUUCAAGGGAGGCAAGUGACACAUACCAGAAACGGAUUGAAAUCAAGGCACAAGAUGGCCAUGAACACUUUCGAAGGUCAUCCGUGGAUAUUCAGAGAUCACAUCACCGGCGACAAACUUGUCUGCUACACCGACGCGGAAUCGCAGAAGAGAGAAGUGUUUUUCCCGAUUCCAUUCAGCGAAGACUACCCACAUAACACUCAGGUCAACAUUAUUUUACCAGUCUACACCCUCAAGGAGAGAGCUCUCCAGGUUGUCAGAAGUUACAUCAGGAGUAAAGACGAUUGUGCAAAGUUACAAAUUCCAACCACACUUCAAUGUGAGCUCGCUAAUCCAGAUGUUUCCAUCAAUUGGUGAUGCCUGAAUUUCUUUUUACAGUGGUCACCAUGUGCGGGCGUUGAAUUUCUUUCUUGAAGGGGCGCAUCAA